Messenger RNA from Blastocystis hominis, 966 nucleotides. RefSeq lists its product as hypothetical. The record is from RefSeq and is a predicted model, not a curated record. NCBI's taxonomy places the organism in Eukaryota, Bigyra, Opalinata, Blastocystidae. Gene Ontology annotation, molecular function: nuclear import signal receptor activity. Gene Ontology annotation, cellular component: nucleus; cytoplasm. Gene Ontology annotation, biological process: protein import into nucleus. Bases 1 to 909 code for a protein of 302 amino acids. The transcript has a single exon.
AUGGGUCCUGGAUUCAGCUCCAUGGGCGAGAGCGUUUUCAUGCGCUGCGUGCGAAUCAUCGAUCGGGUCAACAUGGCCUACGUGUCCCAAUCGGCCGACGUAUCCCCGUUUUCCCCUUCUCACUCGCAGGAAUCGCUCCCCGACAAGCUGUUCAUCUCGAGUUCCCUCGACGUGAUCAGCAGCGUGAUCGGAAGCAUGCGCGAGCAAGCGAUGCCCCUCGUGGAGAAGAGCAAUUUAAUCACGAUGACGAUGAGUUUCAUGGAGGACAGCGACGACACCGUGCGCCAGAGCGCGUUCUCCAUCCUCGGAGACCUCGCUCAGCAUUGCUUCCCCUCCAUCCGUCCGCACGUGAAGCAGUUCGUGAUGCUCUGCGUCAAGUACAUGGACAUCGAAUACCCGCGGGUCUGCAACAACGCCAUUUGGUCCCUCGGCGAAAUGCUGGUCCAAGACGGCGAGGAAAUUGGCGUCUACGCCGAGGCCGUGCUGCCCAUGCUCAUUUCCAUGCUCUCCCAGCCGCGCAUGCCUCCGGGCAUUCGCGAUAACUCCACGACCACUGUGUGUCGCUUCUGUUUGUUCGCUCCUGCGAGCGCAGCCUUCGUGAAGGACUAUUUUGGCGCGCUGUGUCUCAACGUGGGCAAGCUGGCCGACAAUCUGGAGAAGCAGCAAGCGGCGCGCGGACUGUGCCAGCUGCUGAACCGCGAGCCGUCGGUGUUCCCGAGCGGAUUCCCGCAGUUCGCGAUGAUGGUGGCGUCGUGGGGCCCGAUCUCGGACUUGUCGCUGGGACAAAUGCUGCUGAACGUGCUGAACGCGAUGAAGGAAUGCAUGGGAAGCGAGUGGAGAGCGUACUAUGAACAAAACGUUGAUCUACGCUUCCGGCAGAUUUUGCUGACCAACUUUGGCUUUGAAUGAGUGAAUGAGUGAAUGAAUGAAAAGAAAGAGAAGAUGCAAGAAUAAUAAAACCGAAUU